UGGUUCUUUUCAAGGUUACUCAAUGGAGAUCGCCUCUUUCGCAGACAUGGCUGGAAAUGUGUCGUACCUCCGGUCCGAGUCGGCGGUACUACUGCAAACCAUGCCACAUGGUCACCAAACCAAGAAGAAGCUAUCAUUCAGUACUUUGCCACACCUGGCGCUGAUCAGCCGGCGAACGUGACUUUGGGCCCUGCAUAUCUUGAGUCGUUCAGGGUGUUUCCUAAAGGCACAAAGUACACAAUUGGCGUGACAUUCGACAGCGGCGCAAAGGGCGAGAACAGCAGCGUGACCGAAGCUGCAGCAUUCUACAAUGGCAUUGGCAAGGAUCUGUUUGCCAUCGAGGUUGGUAAUGAGUUCGACUCAUUCCCUGUUGACCGCAACACCACCACCUGGAACAUCGCCGAAUACGUUCCUGAAUGGCUCUCCCGCACAGCCGCCAUCGCAUCCCGCGUCCUCCCCAAAAACAACCAAAAGAUCUUCCAAGGAGGCACCUUCACAGCGCCCGGUACCGUCACCUCAGACGUCUCAUGGACAGCCCAAGCCGCUAUCGAACUGGGCGUAACAUCAAACGGGCUCGCAAGGACAUGGUGCACACACCAAUACUUUGGUGCGGCGUGCCAUGCCGCCACACCGUCGCUCGCCGGCAACGUCAUGAACCGCACGGCGCUGAUCAAAGGCAUGGACUACCAUGCCGGCGCGUCGAGCUACACCGUGGCCAGGGGAAUGCCGUAUAUCAUCGGCGAGACGAAUUCGAUUGCGUGCCAGGGCCUGGCGGGCGCGAGUGAUGUGUUCGGCGCUGCGGUGUGGAGCGUGGAUUACGCGCUGUAUGCGGCGAGCUUGAAUGUGUCGAAGCUGUAUUGGCAUAUGGGUACGGGAUAUAGGUACUCGGCGUGGCAGGCGACUCAAAAUGGGACCACAGCCGCAGGGCCCAGGCCGCUGUACUACGGCAACUGGGUCAUUGCUACUGCGCUCGGCGACUCGGACGCGCAGGUUGUGUCCAUCAUCAACACGACGAGCCUCGCUGGGUAUGCAAUCUACUCUGGCAAGCGCCACCGUUCAGAACUCAAGAACGUGGUGUUAAUCAACAUGGAAAUAUUCAACUCGACUUCAACCCCCGCAAGUCAGAGGUCGAGCGUUGACUUCGCGAUUCCGGAGAAGCUUGGAUGUAAGAAUAGGGAGGCAAGUGUAAGACGUCUUACUGCAGCUGGCGCAGAGGCCAAGGACAAUAUCGCAUUCGCUGGUCGUAAUGUUGCGCUCGAUGGCACAAUAAGCGGCUUUGAGGUGACAGAGCGGGUUGCGAACGGUGUGGUGAAUGUCAAGGCCAGUGAAGUCGUGUUAAUCAGCCUGGCCUAG
Messenger RNA from Didymella exigua CBS 183.55, 1353 nucleotides. Its product is annotated as glycoside hydrolase family 79 protein. The annotation marks the transcript as partial. NCBI's taxonomy places the organism in Eukaryota, Fungi, Ascomycota, Dothideomycetes, Pleosporales, Didymellaceae. The transcript has 3 exons. The record is from RefSeq and is a predicted model, not a curated record.